Messenger RNA from Ostreococcus tauri, 5565 nucleotides. RefSeq names its product Ankyrin repeat. The record is from RefSeq and is a predicted model, not a curated record. The coding region runs from base 1 to 5565 and encodes 1854 amino acids. The transcript has a single exon. Lineage: Eukaryota; Viridiplantae; Chlorophyta; Mamiellophyceae; Mamiellales; Bathycoccaceae. Gene Ontology annotation, molecular function: protein binding.
AUGCAGACGUCGUUCAAGGCGGGGGGCGACGGUGACGGCGCGCGCGCGAGGUGGUCGGAGGAUGGACGCGGCGACGAGAGCGCGAGCGAUUCGGUGGCGAGAGAGUUCGCGCGAAGAGUGCACGUCGCGGGGAAGGUGGCGGAGCGCGUGCGCGCGGAGAAGGUUCAGACGGUGGAGUUGGCGUUGGCGCAGGCGGAACAUGAAACGAACGCGCUGCGAGAUGGAUCGAUCGAUAACUUUGCGCUGGAAGAGCAGCGGGUGACGUCGGACGGGACGAGCGGGAGCGCGAUUUGGUUGACCACGUGCGCGGUGUGCGAGGGUGCGAGUGCGAGCGAUUGUAGGAAGCUCUUAGAGGGGUGCGUGAAGUUCCAAAUCGAUCUCAAUCGAGUUGGGAACAGAACGAAUCACGGGAAAGGGAUAUCGCCGUUAGCGCUGCUGUGCAUGAUGCUCGAGCGAAGCAUGGUGUCGCCAGCGCAGCGGAGGCGUUUGGACGACUUAGAGUUCAUGAGAGCUGCCGAUAGAAGUGAAAGUGACGGGGGAGUUAAAAUCGAGGGCGAGCUGUACUCGCAAAAGGUUGCGGAGAUACGAAAGAUGGUGCUCGAGCGCGACGAUGAGGUGAAGCAGAGCGCGGAGGCCAUCGUCGAGUUCGCCACGGCGCUGCUUGCCGCUGGAGCGGAUCCAAACGGCAUGUUUGAGGCGAAACCGGAGACGAGCCUCGUUGCGGAUAGGCGCGUCGCACCGUACGAAGGCAUGCCAGGUACCAAGGGCUCGCCUUUGUUUUUCUGCGCACUGGCGGUGAUAUCGGGCGCGGGCGACGAAGCGCUCACCUUGGCGGCCCGCUUGAUCAGCAAGGGAGCUGAAGCCAACGUGGAUUGCGAGCGACCAGGUAUAAACGCAUGCUGUGGAAAAUUUCUCAAUCCGUUGACGGUAUGUUGCGCCGCUCUCGAAGCGAGCAUAGGGUACGAGUUUGACAACGAAAGAAAAAGUAGGAUAGCAAGACUCGGGUGUCUGAUUGUGCAGUGUUGCGCGGACGUCAAACUUAACGUGGAAUCGACGUUCACGCACAGACUCACCGUCGAUGAAUUAGCCGUGCGAAGAGUAGCACCGUUCGAAUGCCAAACCUCGCUGCGAGGGCCAGCCAUCUUCAUUUUAGCGUGCGCAAUUGCGGAAGGUGUUGGUGCAUCCGCCGUGGCGCUGAUGGACGUCAUCAUGGAGAGGUCUGGAAAGUUCAGAGUCAACGAAGUCAUCGUUGGAGCUCGGCCUCAUCACGGGCUAGUUUUACCCUUACUUACCAUGGUGCUCGAUGCCAUCGAUGCCCCGGCUUCGUUUAACGCAACGGGGUACAUGAGCACUAAGGAUUGGUGGGAAUCUGCAGCUCUGAAGGCGAGCGUGUCAGAUAUGGGCAGUAUGUUAGGAUCGCAAAUGUCAAAGCCCGAAGGAUCUAUGAGUGGUUUGGAUCGAGUGACGAAAGAAGAUGUCGAUUCUGUAGAGUCUUUCCUUCCAGAAAUCAACGAUGCCGCUUUCGAUGGAGCAGGCGCGACUGCACGCCGUGAGGAAGCGGAGACGAAGAAGGCGAAGAAAACUUACGUCAAAUCGCCGUCAGAGAUAGCACAAGAGGAAAAUCACGACGCCAAAGCUCGUGAGAUAGCCCAAGCCAUCGCGGAGGCAGAGCGUGCGAAGUAUCAAGAGAAAGAACAAAUAGCCAUUGAAUCAGACGAGGGAGUCGACAACGAAGAGACGCUCAAUGCAAAGGGAGCGACGAUGUAUGAAGACGAGGACGGGAACACUUUUGUGGUUGGAUAUACUGAUGAAAUGUUGAAAUCUAAUUCGGGGGUGUUUCAAGACGAAUCUCGUAUGACGCCCGAAGAAUUGGAGCUCGCGCGGGCGAAAGCCCAAACAGAGCGCGAGGAGAACGGCCGACGCCUCAUAGAGGCAUGCAAGCGUGCUACUUUUGAGAUAAUCGAACGAGGAGAAGAGCUCAUCGAUGUUGCUUCUAAGAAAUUAGGCAUAGAUUCAGCGGAAGACAUCGAAACGCUAUUCAAUCGUCCGAGGCAGGCUCAACUUGAUUGCAUCGAUCUUGCAAAACGGUUGUUGAAAAAUGGCAUCAACCCAAAAGUAAAAAUGACACUCACACGCGAAUAUGUGCACACUUGUCCAGAAAUGACGGCAACACCACUUUCCAUAGUAUGUGGUUACAUUGCAAGAGGUAUUCCAGAGAUGAUUCCACUAAUGGAGGCUCUCGUCAAGGCUGGUGCUGACGUCAGCACGAGGGGGCUGGGUCCAUAUCCUAUUUCUGCGCCGCCAAUUUUCGCACUGGCGUUGGCUCUGUAUCACGGCGUCGAGGGAGCGGCGGACGCAUUGGAGGGCUUGUUAAAAAACUACAACGUCGUGGUGGACAUCAAGGCGAUAUUUCCCGACGGAAGCAAGUCGACAACACUGAUUCAGCUCAUUCACGCGUUGCGUGUUGGGAGAGCAAGUCGUGAGCGUGUUCAGCUAUUGAUCGAAUUAUUGCUCGAAAAGGGUGCGGAUCCAAACUUGUGCUGCAUCGAAGUUUUUAGCGAACAUAUCCCAGAAGCUUACAUCGAGGCGAUGAAACUCUCAAACUAUCAAACACCACCGGUGACUUUUUUCAAACUACCAGAGACGAACUUGCUGUCUGCUCGCUCAGAGGAAAAUGCACAGGCCGCUUCAGUUGUGCAUCGCUUGCGUCAGCCAUCUAUGGAUCUUGCCCUUUUGAAUCCAGACGUUCACGAAGAUCUGUCUGACGGUGAAUUGCGCUCGCUCGAGUUUGGGAAGAUCUUUGAUGAAGUGAAAAAGCUUAAGGAUAUUCAACGAGCGGGAAGCGAGGCGGACACUGAAUCAGUCCGAUCGUCCAUGUUUGGAUCUAUGAAAAACUUUGAUUUCGGCGCUCCUUUUCCUGCCCUACCAGAUCGCUCGGGCGAGUGCGAGUACCCGCCUUUAUUCUGGGCUAUCGAAGCAGCCGCCAAAGAAGGUCACGUAGAGGCGCUCAAAGUCGUGAGACUUCUCAUCUCUCUUGGAGCGGAUGUCACGUAUAUGAUUGAGAAAAACUAUCACUCAUGGGCUGAAGGCAGCUUGGUGGCUCUGGCAGUGAUGUCAGCCUUAGAAGCCGCUACGCCGUUCUCACCGCCGGAAGAGGAAGAGGAUCACAACAGAAUAUCUGUCGGCGAAGUUUUACUCAGAUUGAACCAGGCAGCGGAACCUGCGGAGGGGAAUGACGACGCUUUGGAUAACGUUGCUGAGCACACUCUGCUUCAGAGAGGACUCAAUGAAGAACUCGUCAAAGGAAAAGAAAGAGGUACACUAAAGUCAAAGAUUGAAGAACAGGAAACGGCCACGAAUCCAGAUAUUGUGCGAAGAGCUGCGGUUCUCAAUUCGUUGGUCCUGGAGCGACCAAAUGAUCGACGCGAGUACAAGGUCACUGAUGUGCACUAUAAAAACGUCGACGAAUCCAGCCAGGAUAGAUCGGAGAACGAAAACACGUAUAAACUCGUUCAAGGAGUUCUACGCCCGGAACAUUCACGGUUUGGGCCGAGACAUCUGGCCGCUCGUCGAGGCAUUCCAGGCCUCACGCGAACCGUUGCUGUUGCGCACACGUCCAUUGAGUCAAGAGCCAUUGAGUUGACUCGCGCUCAGAACGAACAAAGAACGAAUGAGAUCAGGCGAGCAGCCGUAAACAACACAACAAAGCACUUGCCAAUCGCCACACCGGUGGCGACCAGCGUCACGAGCAGCGAUCAAAACAUUUAUGCCACGAAAUCGGAUUCUAUGUCAGACGAAUACGUAGCGGUCGACCACAAGGAGGAAGAGUUCGCCAUGGCGGAGGUUGAAGAAGCUAUGCGUCGAGAACGUGAAAAAAUGAUGCUGCGCGGUCAAAUCGUUCCGCUUCGCGCCGUCGAAAACGCAAACAAAGUUAAACGCAUCACGCGACGUGAACAAACCAUUCACGAUGACAGUGUCAGAUCAUCAGAGCUUGCACAACAGGCUCACUGGCCUUCGGAUGACGAAUUCGGAACUGACACGGGCGCGCCCGGUCCUACCGAUAUGGACAAGUUAUACGAAGAAGUGGAAGCGAUCGGUCCACCGAGUCAGCAUGGUGAUCAAGAGGCGUGUGGAGAGGCGGAUAAUCGAGAGGUUGUACAGUGGGAUUCGGCUCCACGAUUAUCGCGAGAAGAGCUCGAACUUCGUCAUAACUCGCGUGCGAAGACGACAUUGGCCGUUGCGGUCGAACUUUUGGAGAGAUGCGGUACAGAGCAUAUAGACGCAUUCGGUAGAAAUCCACUGCUAGAGAUUUUCGGCGUCGGUCUCAUUCCGUACGAGUACACGCCACUCUUCAUCGCGCUCUAUGGCGCUGCCACGUCCAAGUCGCAGGAACAAUUGACUGUCGGCGUGACGUUGGCUAAAAUGUGCAUUAACAAGGGCGCAAAUGUCAACAAAAUUGGGCUUCAUUCUAUUCUCGCGCCAGGAGCGCGCAUGAACGUAAGCGAACAGGUGAAAGCACAUCGAGUGGCAAGAUUCAAAGAGCUUCGUAAGCGGUACGACGACGGCGAUUUGUCAGUCAUGCAGGAGCGCUUGGAUGAUGGAUUAGUGAUAAAUCCGGAAACAUCCAUUAAAAUGCGCAGCUACCCGUUGAUGUGGGCCGUCACUACGGCUAUUCGCGCCGAGUCAAGAAAACUAGGGUGUGAGCGCAUUGUUCAACACAUGCUCAUGGAGGGAGCUGAUCCAACGUCUAUUUCACUCGACUCCGUGGACGUUCGUACCGGUGCGGACGCUCGGUUGAGGCAUGGCAGUGUGCUAUACCUUUGGGGUACGGAUGUGGACUUAUGGAAAAUGUCUCAGAGUGCGUACCAGAGCACUAUGAGCGUGCGCUUGAAUAUUGCCCGGAUGCUAUCGGAGUGUGGCGCUAGGUCGACGUAUCGUGCAAAAUCGUGCAUGCCGUACGUUUCUAGUCACUUGGAGGCGGCGGCAUCUGGCAAAUGGCUCGUGAAAGGUAAAGAUGGAUACGGCAUCGUCGCCGCUCCUGAUAAGAGUGAGACGCAACCGCUUGAUAAUAUUGAGAGCUUCAAAGUCAGAGUCGCGCGAGCGCUGCACUCUGACGGAGCGCAAAAGCGCCACGUCACAAUUGAGUCGGAGCUCGACAAAAAGGUGGGCGCACUCCGCAAUCAAGGUGCAAGCGAUGCUAUCGGUACCUGGCUUUGGCCCGAUGCGGAUGAGUCAAUGACAGAAAAAAUUCCGACCGGUAGCGAUAAUAUCACGUACAGGUUGAGCUCGGAGUCGCCGUACGUUCACGUUCAGCGACAAGGACAGAUUGAAAUCGUCAACCUCAGCGAUGCGGAAGACGAAGAAGCGAGCACAGUGCCCUCGUACGAUAAACUCGAGGCGAUGACGAUUGCCGAGGCGAAGACGCUCGAAGAGGAGCGUACCGCGAAACACGCACUUAGAAAAAGACAAGCCGCCGUUGUUCGCGCCACGUUUGCCGGAACGCUUGACGACACAACAAAGACGAUGAUCGAUGAAACCUUGCUCCCGCACAAACUGUUGCACUGA